Messenger RNA from Trachymyrmex septentrionalis, 2166 nucleotides. Its product is annotated as ABC transporter G family member 20-like. NCBI's taxonomy places the organism in Eukaryota, Metazoa, Arthropoda, Insecta, Hymenoptera, Formicidae. The record is from RefSeq and is a predicted model, not a curated record. Bases 91 to 2166 code for a protein of 691 amino acids. The transcript has 15 exons. Gene Ontology annotation, cellular component: membrane. Gene Ontology annotation, molecular function: ABC-type transporter activity; ATP hydrolysis activity; ATP binding.
UUGGAGAAUGUUAAACGUACUUCUUUGUAUUUCUUAACAGUUCAUAGAGAAAUUCGGUCGCUGAUCGAACACUCAUCAUCAUUUUGCAAAAUGGUGCAACAAGAAGCGGUGAUCGUAAGAAACGCCAUAAAGCGUUAUGGGAAAGGACAGUUGGUGCUUCACGGUCUGAAUAUGACCGUUUCAAAAGGUUCCAUAUAUGGAUUGUUGGGAGCGAGCGGAUGCGGCAAAACCACUCUGCUGUCCUGUGUUGUCGGAGUUCGAUAUCUUGACAGUGGUGAGAUAUGGGUCUUGGGGGGGAAUCCGGGCAGCAAGGGCUCUGGCAUCCCUGGGCCUCGAGUGGGUUACAUGCCGCAAGAGAUCUCUUUGGUCGGAGAAUUCUCUGUAAACGGUGCUUUAUAUUAUUUCGGCAGGAUCAAUGGGCUCGACGAUGAAGAGAUCGAGGCAAGACAGAAGUUCUUUUCGGAUUUGCUCCAACUACCCCCAGCGGAUCGCUUAGUGAAGAACAUGAGUGGAGGUCAGCAAAGAAGAGUUUCCUUUGCUGCCGCAUUGAUUCAUAGGCCCGAACUCUUAAUCCUAGAUGAACCUACUGUGGGCUUAGACCCAAUUUUAAGGGAGAAUAUUUGGGCCUACUUGAGCCAAAUCACGCAAAAGGAAGGUAUCACUGUGCUGAUCACGACGCACUACAUCGAAGAAACUAAAGAUGCUAAUAAAAUUGGUUUGAUGAGAUGUGGUAAAUUGUUGGCGGAAUCGGAGCCGCAAAAAUUACUGGAGCGAUUUCAAUGCUCAUUCUUGGAGGAAGCUUUCCUGAAACUGUGCGAGGUACAGAAUAAUACUUUGAAUAAUGAAGUUGAGAGAUUCAAAGUAGAAGAUACCAGCAGUGGCGUCUUGCCUCAAAAUGAAUAUGAACAAACAAAAGUAAUCUCGGAAUACAAAGAGGUUCCGAAACAUCAAAUUUCACGAUUGAAAAUAUUCAAAGCUCUAUUGACGAAGAACGGCAUGCAAUACUUUCGUUAUUAUGGAGGAUUAAUUUUCGCAGUAAUAUUUCCAAUAAUUCAAACUUUCGUAUUUAUUAUGGCAAUUGGCGAUGAUCCGAAAGAUUUGAAGAUUGGAAUUGUUAAUGAUGAGGCGGGUAGAUGCGACAGCAACUUUGGCAGUAUUUGGAAUGACGAAAUCACCUGUCACUUUGGCAAUCUCAGUUGUAGAUUUCUACACAAUUUUGAUGACUCUAUCGCGACACAGGAGUAUUAUGACAAAGUUUCUGAAGCGAAUCAUGUUGUACAAAAUGGUAAACUUAAUGGUUUACUGUAUUUUAGUCAUAACUUCUCAGAAGCUCUACAGAAACGAAUGGAAGACGGCGCUUUCACGAAAGAUUCCGAUUUACUCGCCAGUGAGAUUCAAAUUUCCCUUGAUAUGGGUGAUAGACAAAUUGGGCUUUUCUUGCAGAUGAAGUUAUUUAAGCGUUUUUUAGAGAUUUAUGAGGAUAUCAUGAAGGAUUGCAAAUAUUCUCCAAAAUUGGCCGAUCCACCCAUUCGAUUUGAAGAACCUAUUUAUGGUACGACCGAUCUCAAUUAUGCGGAUUACGUGGCACCAACAUACAUGUUAACACUUAUCUUUUUUUUAGCUACUACAGUCUCUACUGCCUUAAUAAUUACAGAUCGGAUGGAGGGUGUCUGGGAUCGAAGCGUAGUCCAAGGAGUCAAGACAGAAGAUAUUCUGCUAUCCCAUAUUCUUAUUCAGUGCAUCAGCAUAGCUAUCCAUACUGCUAUGAUAGUGCUUUUAUUCUUUCCCAUAUGGGGUUUAGAAUGCAAAGGAUCAAUGUUUACUGUAAUAGUCCUCACAUUUCUCGUCGGUUUUUGCGGACUGAUGCAUGGUUUCAUUAUUUCUGUUAUGUGUAAAGAUCACACUAUGGCGCAUUACUGCUCGGCCGGAAGCUUUUUCCCGCUAAUAGUAACGUCCGGAUGUAUAUGGCCGGUGGAAGGUAUGCCAGAAGGACUUCGCUGGAUUAGCUAUGCAUUGCCAACUACGUUACCCUCUAUAUCUUUAAGAGGAGUUAUCUAUAAGGGUUAUUCCAUAUCCGAAUCGCAAGUUUAUAUUGGCUUUUUACUAAGUGCAGGAUGGAUAUUAUGUUCUUUUAUGGUGACUGUAUUUGGUGUAAGAUCAAAAUAA